Prinia subflava (tawny-flanked prinia) is the source of this 5115-nucleotide messenger RNA. RefSeq names its product coiled-coil domain containing 71 like (gene CCDC71L). NCBI's taxonomy places the organism in Eukaryota, Metazoa, Chordata, Aves, Passeriformes, Cisticolidae. The record is from RefSeq and is a predicted model, not a curated record. The coding region runs from base 2473 to 3867 and encodes 464 amino acids. The transcript has a single exon.
GGAAAAUACUAGAAGAUAGGCAAUGGAUUUUCUUGAGAUGACUUUGUAGGGUAUUAAAAGAAGAGUGUUACACUGCAGAAAACUCGUAAUGAAGUUGUAAAAGUAAGAUUACAUCCCAUGCCUUAAUGGGGUAUUGUCCACUGGUUAAGUUAAAAGUAAAACUAAUAAAUGAUCAAAUGUGCUGAUCUGUCUUUUCACUUGCAGUUGUAGUGACUCAUUUACUACUUGCUUGAGAAGCUCCCCCCCACUCCCCGUGCCUCAGUGAUUUUUGGAUUAUAUGCCAGAAAUGUUUGUAAUUUUGGGAAAAUGUUAUGGCCAAUGGGCAACUGGGUUUCUGCAGAUUAACGAGGGCCCAUUUGUCAGCUGAGCUGCUGAAUUAUAGCUACCUCCAUCGAGAAUGUGAGCCCAGGGCAGCUUCUGUGGCCUCUGCUAAGCCAUGGUGACCCGAGCCAGACUGUGACCAACAGCAGCACAGCUGGAUCAGGAGAUGCCUGUCCCUGAUGCUUCCAGCUCUGGGCUCUUGUCCUCUGCUUUAUAGGACACCCCCCCUCAGUUAAAUCAAUCUGGCUGCAUGACUGCAUUCUAAAGUACACUGUGAAAUGGAUCCCAUUAAAAAUGGCUCUAACGCCAUCAUUCUGGGAAAGGUUUCUUUAAAAAAUGGGUCAUUUACAAACCUGGUUCAGAAUAUGGCUGUAGCUUGAGACUGUCUCCAUGAAGAUUUAAAAUAGCUGUGUUAAUAUCCACUUUAAAUGGCUAUUUGGAUUAAUAUUCUUGAGUUUCCAAUGAACACAAGUUGAAUUAUGCUGUGAAGAAAAUUAAUUCAUUUCCACUGGCAGUAAGGAAUAAUUUCUUAUGCAGAAUUUCUGCCUCUUACUUUGACUGGAUUUCUAGACAUUCCAAUUUAGGUUCUUGAUGAGUUGAGAAUAAAAGAUUUCCCUAUUCUAAUCUGAAAGAUUAAUUACAGAACAAAGACUGUCUAUGAAGAAAAAUGUUAUUCCUCUCCCUUUACCCAUGGUGAGAGAAAGUAAUUAGUUAGGCAUCUAAUCAAACUCCAAAUAGGAUUUGUACAGUAGGUUAAACCACCUCUGCCCUUGCUGGCACCUUGCUGUUCUGGGUGCUGGCAAGAGCUCUGGUUUAAUUCCAGCAAUCCAGGAACCUAACAAGAUACUCUGCCUGUGACAGCAAUCUGAAGUAUUGGAAAGCAUGAUCCAGAGGAACAUGGGACUUCACAACAGCUGACAAAAUUGUGCUCCAAAAGCUGCAAGUGUAGCAGUGCAUGCAGGAAUCGCCUUGCUGUGGACUCAGCAGGGUGGUGACUCUCACAAAGGGCUCAACCAACCCAAGUUUUUACUGCUUUGUUUGGAUAUGCUUUGUUGGGAUAUCGAGCCAAUCCUGAUGAUGAGGUAUGUAUCUCAGUGUUAACAGAAAGCAGCUUGGGAGAAAAGGAUCUGGGGUCUUGGUGGAUACGAGGCUGAACCUGAGCCAGCAACAUGCCCUUGCCACAGGGAAGGUGAAUAUUAUCCUAGGCUGCACUAGGCAGUGUUGCCUGCAGCUUGAGAGAGAGAUCCUCCCACUUCAUUCAGUGCUGGUGAGGCCACACCUGGAACACUGUCCAGAACCAUGUUCCUUGGUACAAGAGAGACAUGGAUACACUGGAAAGAGGCUGCAAAGGGCUGCAAAGAUGAAGAGGCUGGAGCACCUCUGCUGUAAGGAAAGGCUGAACAAGCUGGGACUGUUCAGCCUGGAGAAGGCUCAGGGGGAUCUUGUCAGGACAUACAGAUACCUGGAGAGUGCAGAAAGGACAGCCUCUUCCCAGCAGCGCCACUGACAGAGUCAGAGGCAAUGAGCACAAAGUGAAACACAGGAGGUUACCUCCAAAACACCUUUUCACUCUGAGGGUAACUGAACACUGGCACAGGCUGCCCAGAGAGGUUUGAAGCAUCCAUAAAGACCAUAGAGUCCAACUGUGCUCCUCACAGGAAUAUGUAAAACUAAACCAUAUAACAAAGAGUAUCGCUGAGAUGCUUGUUGAACUCUGACAGGGUUGGUGCUGUGACCAUUUCAGUGGGGAACCUGUUCAGUGACUAACCACCCUCUGAGAGAACUUCUUCCUAGCAUCAGAUCUGAACUUCACCUCACACAGCUUCAUUCUGAUUUGUCAUGUCCUAUCCGUGGUCAGCAGAGAGAGGAGCCUCUAUCCUUGGAGACACUCAAAAUCCAUCCAGAUUCACUCCUGGGUACCCUGGUUUAGGUGGCUCUGAUUGAGCACAGAGGUUUGACCAGAUACCUCCAGAGGCUCCUUCCAACUCCAACUGUUCUGCGAUUCUAUGACUUACGAUGUUGUUGACUGACCAACCUACAGGUUCAGGCUAAAAAAACCCCCUCUGCAACAGGAUGGAUGUAUUUAAUAUAUAAAGAACUUCACUGUAUCAUGUCUGUUGGCCCAUUUUUGUUGUUUGACUCGGUUCCCUCAUGGCUACUCCCUCGGGGAGUUUGCCCAUCGAAGUGUCCAACCAAAUCCUUACUCCAACACUUUCCACACAACACGCCACCUCUGUCCGCCGGCCUCUGAGGAUCCUCACCUCAGCGAGGCGCGAUGCGGCCACGCGCCCUGCCCUGAGGGGAGGGGCCGCCCGCAGGAGGCGCGGGGAUGGCGGCUCGGUGUGGCGCCAGGGGCCGGGCUGGCGCACCCCGCCGCCCCACGCUCCGCGGGCAGCGGGCUCCGGGGCCAGGGGCUCCGGCUCCCGCCCUCACGGCCACCGCCCCCGGCGGGGCGGGCCCAGGCCCGCCCGACGCGUUUCGAACGGGCCAACGGGCGGCGCGGGGGGCCGGGCGAGCGCAGGCCCCGCCCGGAACUUUAAAGCGCCAUUUUGUGCUGGGCGCAGGACAUCGAUCGCUGUUCACACCCGGCGGGCGCCCGGCGGCGGCCGGAGCCUGCCUUCGGCACUGCCUCCGCUCUGCCUCCGCUCUGCCUUCUCGGCGUCUGUCCCGCCACCCCGUCCCGCUGCCUCCAUGACCCGCAGUAGGAAGCAGGCGGCGCUGGAGAGAGGAGCCGGGAAGAUGAACACAGAGGCGGGGAGCGCCGCGGCGGCGGCCGCGGGAGCCCGGGCAGCGACGGCGGCGGCAGCAGGGGCAGGGGCAGCCGGCGGCGAACCGGCGGCCGCCGCCUGGGGGCUGGAGGGGGAGGCGGAGAAAGUUGUGUACUCGCGCUCGCAGGUCUCCUUCGCCGGCACCAAGGCGCUGGGCGACGCCCUCAAGCUCUUCAUGCCCAAGUCCACGGAGUUCAUGAGCUCCGAUUCGGAGCUGUGGAACUUCCUCUGCAGCCUCAAGCACGAGUUCUCCCCGGUCAUCCUCCGCAGCAAGGACGUCUACGGAUACUCCUCCUGCCGCGCCGUCGUCCCCGACCCGCCGCCGCCCUCGGAGCGGCCCCGCCGCCGCGCCGGCAAGCGGCGCCUCCCGGCCGCCGACGCCAAGCGCCGGGCCGGGGCGGCGGGCGGCAGCGCCAAGCGGCGGCGGCGGAGGCGGCGCCGCAGGAGGGAGCGGGGCAGGCAGCGGCCCGCGGCCGGUGGCCCCCGCACCCAGGAGGAGGCGGCGGCGGCGGAGGCGCCGGAGCCGCCGGGCGAGCAGGCGGACAGCGAGCAGGGCAGCCCGGCGGCGGCCGCCUGGGAGCCGUUGGGCGGCAAGUCGCUGGAGGAGAUCUGGAAGGCGGCCACCCCCCGCCUCACCACGUUCCCCACCAUCCGUGUGCGGGGCAGCAUGUGGAGCCGGCGGAGCCUGGCGGCGGCGCGGCGCCGAGCGCAGCGGAUCCUCGGCGUGGACCUGUCUCCCGUGGUGCGGGUGCGCCGCUUCCCCGUGGCACUGUCCUGAGCCUGCGGGGGCUCCGCUCCCCGCGCCUCACCUUGGCCGCGGUGCGGACAAAGAGACCGGUAUCAGUCACCUGUUUACAUUGCUUUUGUCUGGAUCGUGUUCUGCUGCUGCACUUUAUGGCCCGCUCGGGCGGCGCCGGGCCCCCCGCCGCACGGGGGGCGGUCUGCCGGGCCCCGGCCUCGCCCCGGGGUGGGACUGCCUGGCAGGUAUCACGCGUGGGGACCAAGUUCCACUUCCACUUUUUUUUCUCUCCCAUUGGGCUACCUCACUGGUCCAGAAGUCCACCCAAGAAGUUAUUUUCCAAAGGAACUUACUUUCAUGCUUGUAUAAUAAAGCACCAUCUGAUUCUUGCUUUUUUUUUUUUUCCCUUUCCCCCUUCCCAUUUUCCGAUGGAUUAUGUAUGCUUUGUGGUGUUGCACUAGUAUGUGCUCAGGGUAUUUUGAAUCCCAAGCAUUCCCAAGUUUCAGUUUACUCUGAUAAAGGAUGCGUAAAGAAUGGAGGUUCAGGACUUGUGGCUGUUCUUGAUGGUGCAAAAACUUUUUAAAUUUUAAUUUCAUGAGCUUAGUGAUAUAUAAAGAUGUAUCGCGCAGUAUAAUUGUUACACUUUUGUAUCUAAAGUCAUUUUUAAAGUUUUCUAGUUGAACUAAGUAUUUGUUUCUAUGGAGCACCUAAAGAUAGAAUCAUCCUGAUAUUUUAUAACCCUGUUUACUUUAGGGAAGCUCAUUUGGUCAACCUAAGUGAACUUAAUAAAAGUCAAAGAACAAAUGGUGUUUAAAUUCAAUGAAUUGAAGGGGUGGGUUCCUGGUGAAGUACACCACCACUGAGAUGCUCUUUUGUCAGUGAGCUCUGGCUUUGAGAAGAAUGUAACUGCUUAUCAAAGCAAUGUAUAGGUGUCUGGAGGUGAACUAUGAUCCAGCGUUGGUGCUGACAGUAAGUAGCUUUCAUGACACAAAUAUCACACUGAAGUGCCUCUCUCUGCAAAAAGAGUAAGACUUUAUAUCUGGUCACUCAAUAACAAACUAGCACUUGAUCUCCUGUGGUUGUGAGAUGUGGUUAAUGAUGGAUAAUCGUGUUUAAUAUAAUUACUUGCACAUAAUUAUUUUUAUAAACCUUUCGUGGGUUCCACAAUAGACUGAUGAAAAUUUCAUGAUGUAGCUUGAUUAUUUUGACUGAAAAAUAACAUGUACUCAUUCUGUAUGAUAGGCAGUCUCUCUUUAACUGAUUUAUUAAAGGUUUUUUUAGCUCUUA